ACACUGCAUGAUAGACCGGAACUCUGCCAGGGAAAACUGUGCUGCACUGUAAGCUUGUCAGAGAACUGAGAGUCCCAGCACUGUACACACAAUGUCACGGCUGAGUUCUGUAACCUUUAGAGCUCUGCUGAGAGGUAUUUGUGUAGUUAGACCUAGCACAAGGAGUGUUCUUCACAGGAGGCCUUACUGCCAAAAUAUCAGUGACAUGAAACCCAAAGUAGCUGCAAAUGAAACAUUUACUGGUCACAAUGUAUAUAGAAAUCCAAAAAGACCAACAGAUUUUGAUAAAAGGGUUCUUGUGUGGUCUGGACGUUUCAAAAAAGAAGAAGAUAUUCCAGAAAUCGUUUCAUGGGAGACAAUCUCAGCUGCCAGAAGCAAUGUUCGAAUAAAGGUCUGCAUGCUGAUGAUACUAUUCACAGUGACGGGAUGUGUCUUCAUGGUGUGGUCUGGCAAAAAGGCUCUUAAGGAGGAAAAUACACUGAAGCAAAUAAAUGCGGAGAAAAAGGCUAAAUGGAAAGAAGAAGCCAUGCAACAGUCAGCUUCCCUGAAAAGUCACUGACCUGAAGCCUCUGUUAUUGUAUAUUGAUUAUCUUGUAGAAAAUAUUUGCAUAUAUAUAUAUAUAUAUAUGGCAUACAUAAGGCAUAUAUAUGAAAUAUAAGGCAACUAAAAAAUUGCUAACUCUAUAA
This is a messenger RNA of Pseudophryne corroboree (corroboree frog), 687 nucleotides long. Its product is annotated as protein FAM162A-like. The record is from RefSeq and is a predicted model, not a curated record. NCBI's taxonomy places the organism in Eukaryota, Metazoa, Chordata, Amphibia, Anura, Myobatrachidae. Gene Ontology annotation, cellular component: mitochondrion. Bases 92 to 559 code for a protein of 155 amino acids. Gene Ontology annotation, biological process: neuron apoptotic process; cellular response to hypoxia; positive regulation of release of cytochrome c from mitochondria. The transcript has 4 exons.